GUCAAACUGAGAGGCGUUUCACUGCAUGAUUGCCUUGUUAAGUUAAAAGUGGUACAGUGGAUAUUUUUCUUCUAGACACUUGAAAAUAUAAACAUGGGUACUUGGACCACUCUUUGGAUGCUGUUAUGUUCUUGCUUAUUUGUUUCAACUCACUCCUUCGUCUUGAAACAAUCACCGGGACUCACAUACAUUUCAGUUGGCGAUUCUGUAGAAUUAAGAUGUACAUUUGAGCAGACCGUUAGGUACUGCUAUACAGAUGCUGCAUGGCAAAAGUUGAAUCUACGAACUGGAAAACUCACAUCAGUGGAUACUAUCCAUGAGAAUACAAUUAAAAAACAUGAUGAUAAAACUUGCGUUUUGACUCUAAAUAAAUUAACCAAGAAAGAUUCAGGCAUGUACUACUGCUUUAGCCAUUACAACCAAAUGUCUGUGAUCGGCAAUGGAACCAGGGUGAUUGUAACAGAUCACUCUGAACCAGAACUCUCCAUCUUAUACUCACAACAUGAACCGGAUUCACCAUCGGUAUCGCUGCAGUGUCUUGUGACUGGACUUGUCCCGUCCCAGGUGCGCGUGUUCUGGAUGAUUGGACAGAAUGAGUAUUCUGGAUGGACCGAGUCCGCCUGGACAGACGACACUGAUUCAGCCACAGAAUUCACACGGGCUCAUCUCUCUGUUCCUGUAGAGGAGUGGAUUGAAGAUGAUGAAAUUCACUGCUUUGCUGAAUAUGGUGGCAUGAAUAUCUCCAAAACUCUGCGAUAUGGACCCGAACCUAAAAUCUACACGUGGCUUGUGUACGCCGGCUGUGUUGCAGCGGUCCUUACCAUACUUUUAACCGUCAUUUUGUAUAUUGGAUUAAACCGAGGUAAACAGAACACGCUGAGAGAAGAGAGUUCACCUGUUAUGGUCGAGCCAGAUAGUUUAUACCUAGAGGACGACAUAACAAGAGAGACAUUUUUUCCAGAUCAAUCUGGACAGUUUCAGACCACCUUGAUGCGAGACCGAGGAUCAUUUGCUGUGUCAGGGACAAGCAAAGAACAAGUUUUGACUCCAGUUGCAGGCUCUUCAACUCCAUUAUCCUGUCGCCCAAAAGGGAGCACUGCCUUUGCACACCCAUCUAAUACAUUCCAAAACCCUCUCCGAAGGGCCAAAUCAGCAAGAAAACAGAUAUAUGUAGCAGACAUUCAAGACAGUGGGAAAAUAUGUCCAUACACUACAGUGCAUGUCACAAUAUCUGAAGGCCAAGGUGUGCAGGCGGUGGGACAAACAGUGCAAGAAUAUUUAAAUUCCACUGACAGCUACAGUAUCUGUGAUGCCAAAGGGCUGGCGAUUGCGGAUACAUCGGAGACCAGAGAUUUGGAAUUUUGGAAAACUUCAAGCUGCAAGGUAUAUGCAAUCAGAAAUGCAGACCUGGCAAAGCUGAAGACGGGAAGGCUUGAAAGUGCUUCCAACAAGAAAAGGAUGGACAAUGAAGAAAAUGAAGUUCUAGAUGGCCUGCUUGAUGUUGAGCUUGAGAUAAAAAACUCUGCAUCAAGGCUGGCUGAAAACAUGGAUGAAAAAUUUGGCGAGCUAACCAUUGCAGUUAACCACAUUAAGGCUAAUGUCCUAAAAGUAGUGCAACAGAUUGAUGUGUUAGCUGAAGUCAAAGAGAAAGUUGCUGAUGUGUCAAAGUCACUAUCCAUUACUUCCACUCUGCGAGAUGCGCUGACAUGUCGAAUGUGCACAAACAUUCCCAAUUCUGUGCUUGUUAUCACUGCAUGCUGUGGGCAGGUGGCAGGGUGUGGCCCUUGUAUCCAGACCUAUCUAAAUGAUAACGACAGCUGCCUUUUAUGCAAAACUAAUAUGUUUGCAGGCAAGCUGGUGUUUUUAAGAGGCCUUAGUGAGGUACUGGCAAAAUUGACAAAUGAAGUCUCUUAAAUUUGGUCUGGCUGACAGUGUUUGGCUCAAAAGUAAGACAUAUUGUUUUACUUCGACAUGUUUACAUGUAUUUUAGCACUUCAUUGUAUUUUGUUACGAGGGCAUAGUGUUCAGAUGUUAAUAUGACAUCUGGUCAGGUAACUUGUUUUUUGUAUCAUUACAUUUUUUUAAAUAACUGUUUCACAGCCAUAUCUGUUUCUGAAUUGGCCAUUUAAAAAGAAAGACCCUCCCUUUUUUUUCUGCAUACAUUGUUAUAUGAGCCACAGCACAUUUUGGUUAUCCUAGCAGAAUGGCAUUUAACUGUUCAAAACCAUUCAAACCCAUUCAAAACAUGCAGAUAUUUGAAAUAUAGCUAGAAUUUCUGGUUUGAAUAUUCUGUGAUUGUGAUGUUCAUGGUACAUACAUGUUCAAAUAAACCAGUUCAACUUGCACAUGGACUUCUCAUUAAUACCAGUUACAUGUGACACUAACCCCAUGCCCAGUUCACUAUAAUCAUAAUGUAUAGCUGACAAAUAUAGUACUAUAUUAUGAGUGACACCUGUUAGUUAUUGCAAAUAAUGUAUGUCCUUGUACGGAGACCAUUCCAUGCUGCAGUUCAGGAGUGACAAAAUACUGAUAGGACAUAUAAAAGCUGCCAUG
Messenger RNA from Labeo rohita (rohu), 2553 nucleotides. RefSeq lists its product as uncharacterized. Lineage: Eukaryota; Metazoa; Chordata; Actinopteri; Cypriniformes; Cyprinidae. The record is from RefSeq and is a predicted model, not a curated record. The transcript is spliced from 9 exons. Gene Ontology annotation, cellular component: plasma membrane. Bases 94 to 1914 code for a protein of 606 amino acids.